CGUCAUUUUUAACAGAAAGAAGAAGAAAUAUUUGCAAACUAGACUGCAGAAAAGUGCACUUCGUUUUUUCGUAAAAGAUGAGUUUUAUGCAACCGAGUCCCGUGAAAUAUGCUUGUUCAUGUGGCAUACUAAAUCCAAUAAAUAAACUCUUCUUCUGCCGCCACUGCCCAAAGUUACGAUGUGGCUUCUGUGUGUGCCACGAAAUUGAGUCACACUUCUGCUCCAAUUGUUUGGAAAAUAUACCAUCGUCGGAGGCUCGACACAAGAAGAACUGCUGCGCCAACUGCUUCGAUUGCCCAUGCUGCCAGCACACGCUGUCCGCCAGGGCCACCACUGUGGCCGUGGUGCGCAAAACGGAAGAGGCCAAGGAGGGUGAAAGUGGUGCACCGGAAGCCGCGCCCAGUCCGAAGCCCUCGGCGAUGCCCACAACUAAGAAAAUGUAUUACUUGUCAUGCCUGUCGUGCCGUUGGACUACGCGUGACGUUGGCAUUCCCGAUCAAGGCGUGGCCACGGGAACCUGGCCAGACAACGAGUGCCUGUACCAGGUGCGAUUCAAUACACUCAUGGAAUACUAUCAGACGGUGGUGUUACAAGAAAAGCAGGAGAAACAGGAGUUUUUGCGUCGCAAGGCCCCCAAACCACACAAGUUUCCAAGUCUGACAGAUCGCACAGGUCUCACGGUGUCACUAAUACGUCGCCAGAUCGGCUGGACCGACAAAAGUUUACCGAAACCGAAGCCAGUAAAUAUUACAUCCGCUGAGGCAGCUGCAGAAGUGGAAGCACUUCCGGCCGACAUUUUUACGCAGCCAAUCAAUCUUCGCAACAUUACGACUAUAGCUCAACGGCACAGCCAGCCUGCGGAUCAACCGACCGCGGUGAGCAAAUUGUAUCCACAGCGACGUUCAUUGUGGAUCAAGCGAUCGCUGCGUUGUCGUCAAUGCGAGCACAAUCUCAUUAAGCCGGAGUAUCAUCCUACAUCGAUCAAGUAUCGCAUUCAGCUUUUCGCCAGCGCCCAUGUGCCCGAGGUGGUCAUGGUGCGUUGUGAGCAACCAUUGCAGCCUGGCCAGAGCAAUGCCAUACUGCUGAAGUUCACUAAUCCCACGAUGUACGACAUGACCAUAAGUGUGCUCGAUGCUCCGCCCCAGGAGGUGCAAAUCAAUGCGGAUGCCUUUCAGCAAGCAUGUCGCAUCAAAGAGGAGGCGGUCACAUCGUCGCCACUGCUGAAGUCAUCAGGUGUGACGUUGGCACGUCAGAAUUCCACACGUGAAGUCAAGCGAGAAGUGAAGGAGAAAGCCAAUGCAACAAUUGUGCCGCUGGAGAGCGAAUUUGUAUUAAAUCAACGCGAUGAUUCCAAGGAGUUUGACGAGGAUGUGCAAGCGCCCAUUGAGGAGCCGAAAUUUAUUGUGUGGCGCAAGGGAAACAAAGUGCUCUUGAGACUUCAGUUUACUCCAUCGCCAGAGCUGCAAACAGGCAACGAAGUGACGCUGGCUUUCUGCAUGCAGUACACAUAUGUGAACACUGUGACCAACACACAAGACAAGAAGGAGCCCACAACACAUGCUCUCUACUCACGCAUCUUCAUUCAUGCUGGCGACAUUGUCAACUAGACAUGAACAUUGAGUACACGCAACUAAGUAUAUCGAUAUUAAUCCCCGCUUUAUUAAUGCUAAACAAAAAUGUAUUUAUGUUAUUCAUUUCAAGCCAUUGCUUGGCCGUAAACUGCAUCCAUUCUAUAUAUUGGCAAUAAACUCAUACGAACUAA
Drosophila nasuta is the source of this 1762-nucleotide messenger RNA. RefSeq names its product dynactin subunit 4 (gene DCTN4-p62). The record is from RefSeq and is a predicted model, not a curated record. NCBI's taxonomy places the organism in Eukaryota, Metazoa, Arthropoda, Insecta, Diptera, Drosophilidae. Gene Ontology annotation, cellular component: dynactin complex. The transcript has a single exon. Bases 78 to 1607 code for a protein of 509 amino acids.